CGCCGGUCAAAACAAGAAAGUGCAAAAAAGAUGGCGCUCCUUUACAUGUUUGCUAUUCUUCUAGUUAUUGUUUGUUGCAGUGGCAUGGAAAAUGGCGAAUAUGUGUCUGUGAUCUCUAAAGAUCAGUCAUUGAAGAUUGUACCCGGCAAAGUUAUGCCAAACGUCGCAUGGGCUCGCUUUUCCAACGAAAUCGACAAAUCUGGAUGGAGCUAUCUUGAAGUCCACAGUAAUGGAUCAUAUCCAGAUAUGGUGCAAGCAAAGGCGGCUGGAAUGGCAGAAGGAUAUAUAACAUCAGAACUAAUGUACCAGACUUAUAUUAAUGGAAUUGCUGGUUAUUGUAAAAAUGAGACUGAAUAUUGUAAAAGGCUUGACCAAUUUAUUUAUGAAAAUAAAGAUUGGAUGGAUCAGAAGAUGAAAGAGGAAGGYGAUGAAUACUGGAACCAAGUGCAACUUAUUUACUCCCAGCUGGAGGGUCUCAAAGAUGGGUAUCGUCUAAACAAAUCAUUACCUGACCUCCUUGAUCUUACUUUCUUACAUUUUCAAAUAGACGAUGACCUUGAGGAUUUGGAGCAAGUGUUGAAAAAGAAAAAUCCACGUCAUAUCAAGGGAUCUGGUUCUUGUUCUGCAYUGAUCAAACUUCUUCCUGAUAACAAGGAAAUGUUUAUAUCACAUGUCACAUGGAAUGUUUAUACUGGUCUGCUGAGAGUUUUUAAACUUUAUGACCUUCCAUUUAAAUAUUCAUUUAGCAAUGGACAAGUAAUCCCUGGUUAUAAACAAAGUUUUUCAUCAUCUCCUGGUAGGUUAUAUAGCGGGGACGACUUUUACCUCCUGAGCAGUGGAAUGGUUUCUCAAGAAACUACCAUUGGAAAUGCUAACAGCRAUUUGUGGAAGUAUGUUACASCAGAUGGUAUCCUUUKGGAAUGGCUAAGAACCAUGAUUGCUAACAGGCUGGCAAAGACACCGGCAGAGUGGACCUAUCUAUUCUCAAAGUAUAACAGUGGAACUUAUAAUAAUCAGUGGAUGGUUCUGGAUUACAAACAGUUUGUGCCUGGUCAGCCUCUAAAACCAGGAACACUUUCUAUUCUUGAGCAAAUUCCKGGCAUGACUGAGUCUGCUGACAUGACUGUAUUCUUAGAACAGAAYCGCUUUUGGUCAAGUUACAAUMUCCCGUAAGUACCACAAUUAUUUAUUAAUUAUAUA
Exaiptasia diaphana is the source of this 1200-nucleotide messenger RNA. RefSeq names its product putative phospholipase B-like 2. The transcript has 8 exons. The record is from RefSeq and is a predicted model, not a curated record. Gene Ontology annotation, biological process: phospholipid catabolic process. Bases 31 to 1173 code for a protein of 380 amino acids. Gene Ontology annotation, molecular function: glycerophospholipase activity. Gene Ontology annotation, cellular component: extracellular region. NCBI's taxonomy places the organism in Eukaryota, Metazoa, Cnidaria, Anthozoa, Actiniaria, Aiptasiidae.